Messenger RNA from Cylicostephanus goldi, 424 nucleotides. NCBI's taxonomy places the organism in Eukaryota, Metazoa, Nematoda, Chromadorea, Rhabditida, Strongylidae. The record is from the annotation of a GenBank genome assembly.
AGAAAGUCGCAUUUUCACCAAAUCCGCCACAUUGCUUUCAAGAAUCUUCAAAUACUAUCCAAAUUGUUAAUCUUGAAAAACGAACUUUAUUUUCUCAUUAUUGUUGAAUUUUCAGACCUACUCUUAUUACUCCAAAAUCGGAUUCUUCUUACUCAUUUGUUCCGCAAUCAUCAUAUGUUAUAUCAAAUUGAGGAGAUAUUUUGCAUCAAACAUGUCUUCGGAAAGAGUGCGUAGGAUGCAGGCACAGCUAUCGAAGGGCAUAGUCGCGCAGGUAUCCAUUUUUAGAGUGUAUAUAGUGGUAAGGCGAAGAGUAAUGAAAAAUUGCUGGCCUGAUUAUACGCUGGUCAAUAAUAGGCAUUUUGACAAUCAAACCAAGUCUCAUAAUAUGAUUGCCUCUACAGACAGUGAAAGUCUAUACCUAUAG